GAAAGUUCCAUGUUACUCCCCUCCUUACAAAGCUUUAUAAAAUCAUCCAUGAACCUCCUUAAUCUCUCGUUCUCAACAUACACAUAAAAAUAAACUCAUUAAUUUUCGUACCAACUUGAGAUUAUCUUUUGUUAGAUUGAUUCGGAGAUGUACGGUGUUGGUGGAUCAGGGACACUGGGUCUGGCAGAGGUUUACGCGAUGAGAAAGAUAUUUAAGGAAAAGAUGAAGACGAAGCUUGCGGCGGUAGAGACAGAGGAAGAGAAAGAUAAUGUUGGAGAAAAGAAUAAAACCAAAGAAAUGAAGAUUACCAAGAAGACCCUCAAGACUAAUCCGAGGGUUUCCUCUGCAGAUAUUUAAACAUCUCUGUGUUACUGUGUAUUUAACUUGUAACUAUUUUAUGAUGGUUCGAUUUGUUCUUUCUGUAAUAUAUAUAUAUAUAUAUAUAUAUAUAUUUUCAGAUUUAGUUUUUUCUCACAGUUAAUAGCAAAAUUGUUGCUUGUUACCCUAAAUCUAAUGCAUCCUUCAUUUCAAUUUA
Molecule: messenger RNA, 535 nt
Organism: Eutrema salsugineum
Lineage: Eukaryota; Viridiplantae; Streptophyta; Magnoliopsida; Brassicales; Brassicaceae
Exons: 1
Coding region: 148-357 (69 amino acids)
Source: RefSeq, a predicted model, not a curated record